This is a messenger RNA of Zingiber officinale, 2369 nucleotides long. Its product is annotated as pentatricopeptide repeat-containing protein At1g80270, mitochondrial-like. The record is from RefSeq and is a predicted model, not a curated record. NCBI's taxonomy places the organism in Eukaryota, Viridiplantae, Streptophyta, Magnoliopsida, Zingiberales, Zingiberaceae. The transcript is spliced from 4 exons. Gene Ontology annotation, molecular function: ATP binding; protein binding; protein folding chaperone. Gene Ontology annotation, biological process: protein folding. Gene Ontology annotation, cellular component: mitochondrion. The coding region runs from base 98 to 2149 and encodes 683 amino acids.
GUGUUAGCUUGUUUCACCCAGCUAGGGCUGCCCCCAGAAAAGUGGUCUUCCGACGUUCGUCCCAAGUCGCCGCCGCUUCUGCUUCUCGACGACGUCAAUGGCGAAGCGUCAAAUUCCUUUGCUCAACCGUGUUCUCGCGGAGAAGAUCGUCCCUCCCUCCAAGACCAGCGCUGGGGUCCUUCUCCCGGAGAAGACAACUAAGUGUGAUUAUGGAGUAGUAGUAGUAGGUUCUGAGGUGUGUGAUAAAAAUGGAAAUCUUAAUCCUGUGAAGAAUGGAUAUACUCUUCUCCUGUCAAAGGGUCAUGGGACUGAGCUAAAGCUGGGAGGAAGGAGCAACUGCAUUGGUUUUCCUCAUAGUCCUACCUUGAGUACAUAUGUAGGCAGUGGUAGUUUAAAGCAUGGAGAGCGCCUUUACUCAGAAGGCUCUAAUAUAAGUAGCAGCUCAAUUCAACUCAAGUCGUAUACAUGUGGGCCUAUUUCUCUGAAACCUGUCCUCUGGAGUCGAUAUUUAUCUUCUCAGGCUGGAGCAAAUUCAGGUGAUAAGGAAGACUAUCUGGAAGAUGGGUUUUCUGACCUGGAGGUACCACUGGAAUCUGCUGAUUCUGUGGAUGGCGCAGGCAAAGAAGUAGAUGAAGAGCUCAUUUCCGAAGGGGAGUUAUCCGAAGAAGCUGCAUAUGGUUCACUUGACUUGGUAGAUGUUAAAGCAAGUGAAGGUGGGGCAAAAAAGGGGUGGUCAAGGCUCUCACAUUCUCCUAUUUUCCAGUUAAUAAUGGAUACUCCAAGAAAUUCGUUGACAAGCGCACUUGAUAAGUAUGCUGAGGAAGGGAAAUCUCUUGGAAGUGGUGAGAUAUCUAUUGCUAUGCUUAAUCUGAGGAAGCGACGACUCUAUUCAAUGGCACUGCAGUUUGUUGAAUGGCUGGAAGCUAGAAAGAAAAUUGAACUCACAGACCGGGACUACGUAUCUCAUUUGGAUUUGAUCGCCAAGGUUAAUGGUCUAACUAAGGCUGAAAAGUACAUAGAGAAAAUCCCAGAAGCUUUCAGGGGUGAGGUGGUUUACAGAACUUUGUUGGCUAAUUGUGUUGCUGCUGUUAAUGUCAAGAAAGCCGAGGAGGUGUUCAACAAGAUCAGAGAUCUUGGUUUUCCUGUAUCACCUUUUGCUUGUAACCAGUUGUUGCUGCUCUACAAAAGGAUAGACCGGAAAAAGAUCGCCGAUGUACUCCUGAUGAUGGAAAAGGAAAAUGUCAAGCCGACGCUCUUCACUUAUAAGAUUUUAGUCGAUGUCAAAGGCCGUGCCAAGGACAUAUCAGGUAUGGAGCAAAUUGUGGAGACAAUGAAAGCCGAAGGCGUGGAACCUGAUUUGCUGAUCAAGACUUCGGUUGCAAAUGCUUACAUAUUCGCCGGUUUGAAGGAAAAAGCAGAAGCUGCAUUAAAAGAGAUUGAAGGCGAUGACAUCCAGGAGAAUCGUUAUGUUUGCAGGGCUAUUCUCCCUUUGUAUGCUGCCUUGGGCAAAGCAGAUGACGUAGCAAGAAUAUGGAAAGUAUGCGAAGUGAAACCGUAUCUUCCUGAGUGCAUUGCUGCAAUAGAGGCCUGGGGUAGGCUCGGGCAAAUUGAAAAUGCAGAGGAAGUCUUCGAGAAGAUGGCCAAGACGUGGAAGUUGUCAUCAAAGUACUUCACCACCUUGUUAAAGGUUUACGCAAACAACAAGUUGUUGGCCAAAGGAAAGGAACUGGUUAAUCGAAUGUCUGAGAGUGGUUGCCGAAUCGGUCCUUUGACUUGGGAUGCGCUAGUGAAGCUGUAUGUUGAAUCGGGGGAGGUGGAGAAAGCUGACUCGAUAUUGAACAAGGCUUCUCAGCAAAGCAAGACUCGACCUCUCUACAGCUCCUUUAUGGCCGUGAUGGAUGAAUAUGCUAAAAGGGGCGACGUCCAUAACGCCGAAAAGAUUUUUCACAGGCUGAGGCAGAUUGGCUAUGUUGGUAGAAUGAAGCAAUACCACACUCUGCUCCAGACCUAUGUGAAUGCAAAGACACCUGCUUAUGGCUUCAGGGAACGGAUGAAAGCUGACAACAUGUUUCCCAAUAAGACUUUGGCGGCACAACUGAUGUCUAACGAUGCGUUCAAGAAGACUCCGAUCUCGGAGUUGCUCGAUUGAAAGGCAUAUCACAAUAUAGUCUAGGCAUUCAAGACCAUUGCUACUCUUUAGAUUUUAUGUAUCUAUAAGUCUGAUCCUUCCGAAAUGAAGUCUUAUGCAUCAAAUUUUGUGAAGGGACCUCCCCCAACCAGCCUGUUGCCCUCUUAAGAAAUAUCGACGGAAACUAGUUGUUUUAAGUGCAUGAACAUCAAUGAAUAUUGCGGUUGUUCUUUCCAUAUUA